AUGAGUUUGGAUUUAUGUCACAGAAUCGGUAAAAAUAGAGAUAUUCUUCGUCACUGUCUUCACAUCCCAAUGGGGUAUAUAUUAUGCGAUCAAUCAAUAGUGGAGCAGAAGUGCAAUCCUUUUUGGUUUAAUUUUCGGCAAUUUAUUACCAAAGUAAAAUUAAAACACAAAACAACUGACGAAUCAUCAGACGAUUAUCGGCUACUAAUGGCUCUAUAUAUUGAUUGCAAUCAACUGAUGGAUGAUUUGCAACCACAACAGCAUUGGUUUGAUAUGAAUUCGUUGAAUAAAAUGCAUCAAUUCAUAGACCAGUCGGAGGAACAAGUGGUCAGACGUAAAAAGACCCGAAAAAAUCGUUUCAGCGGUGUUUUGACCAAAUGAUACACUCUUUGUGCUAAAAAUGUUGUAAAUUUCAU
This is a messenger RNA of Medioppia subpectinata, 416 nucleotides long. The record is from the annotation of a GenBank genome assembly. NCBI's taxonomy places the organism in Eukaryota, Metazoa, Arthropoda, Arachnida, Sarcoptiformes, Oppiidae.